GCUUUAGAAAACAGAAUCGUACAGUAAUGCCGUGAGACGAUUAGGCACGGUUACCAACAACGAUUCCAGUCGAGGAAUUUUCCCGACGAAUUUUCGUUCCAAACUUCUGAUUCUUACUUUCUUCCGAUUCUCCUCUCACUGAUUCGCCGGAAUUUGAAGAACCCCAAUGAUUUCUCUAGCUUAUGCUUCUCUAUCAUCCUCCCCUUCCAAUUUGUCUUCUCUGAAGCUUCGUCUCCCCAGACCGCCUUCCACCUUCUCAACAUCCCUCUCCAAUCUCAAAUCCUUAAAUCCUUGCGACAAAGCAGCUUCCGACCAGAAGAGGAUUGGGAAUGGGGUUUGUAGGGCGGACUUGGGGAACGACGGGCCUUUUGCCGUUGCGAUCGGGGCCUGCAUUCUCAGUUCGUUUGUUUUUCCGGUAGCUGGCGGUGGUUCCGAUGAUGAGAGCGAUGCCGUCAUUGAUUCCACCGAUACCAGGUUCGCUGUCAUGGGUAUCAUUAGCUUUAUCCCCUACUUCAACUGGCUGAGUUGGGUUUUUGCGUGGCUUGAUUCUGGGAGAAGGCUUUAUGCUGUGUAUGCACUCGUGUAUUUGGUCCCUUAUCUAAGGUCAAAUUUAUCUCUAUCCCCUGAAGAGAGUUGGCUUCCUAUUGCCAGUAUACUUCUCUGCAUUAUUCACAUUCAGCUUGAAGUGAGCAUUAGAAAUGGAGAUAUCCAACCCUUCCAAAUAUUUGGAAAAACUUCCAAGAAAAUUUCUUCAACUACAAGAGGGAGAGACCAUUUCAAGGGGUCCCAAGGACCACCCGAAGAGAGUGGAGAAAAAGAGGACAUGAAGCUGCCAUCAAUUCAAGAACAAUUAAGAGAUGAGAUUAGAAGAUGGGGAGAUUCUAAAGAGACAUUAGAUCAUGAACAAUCAAAUGGAGAAUGGGAUGAUGAACAGAGGAGAAAACAUUAGGUGCUAUGUUCUAACUUUACUCUGCUUCUGGUGGGGGGAUACAAAAACUGUUAAUUCUGAAGUUGUAUUCAUGUUUAUACAGCUUGAAAAUUAGUUUUUCCUUCUAAUCUAGCUUUUUUUUUUUUUUUCUUCUUUCUUGAGAUACAACAUGUUGGGAAAGGGAUUCGAACUCACAAUCUCUUGGUUGGAGGUCUAUGCCAAUUACUAUUGAGCUAUACUCAUUUUGGCUCCUUCUAAUCUAGCUUACACAUUCUUAAGAACUCUUGCAGUUGUAGUGCUAAGCCUAGUUAUCUCAUCUGUUUGGUCCGAUCAAUAUUAAUGGCAAUUUGUUAGAUUUCAUACUAA
Messenger RNA from Momordica charantia (bitter melon), 1294 nucleotides. RefSeq names its product zinc finger matrin-type protein. The record is from RefSeq and is a predicted model, not a curated record. NCBI's taxonomy places the organism in Eukaryota, Viridiplantae, Streptophyta, Magnoliopsida, Cucurbitales, Cucurbitaceae.